Molecule: messenger RNA, 3068 nt
Organism: Carcharodon carcharias (great white shark)
Lineage: Eukaryota; Metazoa; Chordata; Chondrichthyes; Lamniformes; Lamnidae
Product: AP-2 complex subunit mu
Exons: 12
Coding region: 365-1672 (435 amino acids)
Biological process (GO): clathrin-dependent endocytosis; intracellular protein transport
Cellular component (GO): AP-2 adaptor complex; cytoplasmic vesicle
Molecular function (GO): clathrin-cargo adaptor activity
Source: RefSeq, a predicted model, not a curated record
UUUUUACCCCGGGAACAGGCCACGCCCGGGCUUGCACAUUUAAAAAAAAAACAGCUACAUCGCAAACGGAUUAAAGCAGCGAGCCGAAAACGAAGCCAUUGCAAAGCAAGGGUGCUACAAGCAGAGAGACAGGACAUUGUGAUAUCUGACUGCAUGAAGCCACCGCCCCUGUAACAAUGCAACCUUUCAUUAACCUCUCGGCUCUGUUGAGAUAAGCGAUGACUUUGCCAGCAGGUGUUUGCGAGCGAUACUUAUGUCGAAUUGAGCCGGAAUUCCUUUGAAACAGUAUUUUCCUGGAAAGAUGCCGUCUGGGAAAUUGGCCUUUUAAUCAACAUGGGAAGGAAGGAUUAACCAAGGUUCUACCAUGAUUGGAGGCUUAUUCAUUUACAACCACAAAGGGGAAGUUCUCAUCUCCCGAGUCUACAGAGAUGACAUUGGACGGAAUGCAGUGGAUGCCUUCCGCGUCAAUGUCAUCCAUGCAAGGCAGCAAGUUCGCUCACCAGUGACUAACAUCGCACGUACCAGCUUCUUCCAUGUUAAACGUUCCAAUAUUUGGCUAGCUGCAGUCACCAAGCAGAAUGUUAACGCGGCCAUGGUCUUUGAGUUCCUGUACAAAAUGUGUGAUGUCAUGACUUCAUAUUUUGGAAAGAUCAGUGAGGAAAACAUCAAGAACAACUUUGUCCUUAUUUAUGAGCUGCUGGAUGAAAUCCUAGAUUUUGGCUAUCCACAGAAUUCUGAGACUGGAGCACUGAAAACGUUUAUUACCCAACAAGGAAUCAAAAGUCAGCACCAGACCAAGGAAGAACAAUCACAGAUCACCAGCCAGGUAACAGGACAGAUCGGAUGGAGACGCGAAGGAAUCAAGUACAGGCGAAACGAGCUUUUCCUGGAUGUUCUGGAGAGUGUCAAUCUGCUAAUGUCACCUCAAGGUCAGGUUCUAAGUGCUCACGUCUCAGGCAGGGUAGUAAUGAAGAGUUACCUGAGUGGAAUGCCAGAGUGCAAGUUUGGGAUGAACGACAAGAUUGUUAUUGAGAAACAAGGCAAAGGAACUGCUGACGAGAGUGCAAAAAGUGGUAAACAAUCUAUAGCAAUUGAUGACUGCACGUUCCACCAGUGUGUACGGCUCAGCAAGUUUGAAUCUGAAAGGAGCAUUAGUUUCAUCCCACCAGAUGGCGAAUAUGAACUUAUGAGGUACCGAACCACUAAAGAUAUCAUCCUGCCGUUCCGUGUGAUCCCAUUGGUCAGAGAAGUAGGUCGCACUAAACUUGAAGUGAAAGUUGUCAUCAAAUCAAACUUCAAACCAUCCCUGCUGGCUCAGAAGAUUGAGGUGCGAAUUCCAACCCCGCUCAACACCAGUGGAGUGCAGGUCAUCUGCAUGAAAGGGAAGGCCAAGUACAAAGCUAGUGAGAAUGCAAUUGUUUGGAAGAUUAAACGUAUGGCAGGAAUGAAGGAAUCGCAGAUCAGUGCUGAGAUUGAGCUUCUACCCACUAAUGACAAAAAGAAAUGGGCUCGUCCACCCAUCUCCAUGAACUUUGAGGUCCCGUUCGCUCCAUCUGGACUGAAGGUGCGCUACCUUAAAGUGUUUGAGCCGAAGCUGAACUACAGCGAUCAUGAUGUGAUAAAAUGGGUCCGGUACAUUGGACGAAGCGGGAUCUAUGAGACCAGGUGCUGAGAAGCAGGGCUUACCCACUAGCCCCCUGCGGCACCCACUGGAACACAUCAGACUCUCUGCCUCCUUGUCGGUCACUACACCAUGCACUUGACGUUGCCUAGGAGAUGGCAGUAGCUACACUUAUCAGGGUGUGGCUGCACCACCGACAACGGAGACCCGGUCGACACAAUCCUGCUUUUGCCUCAUUUCAGUUGAUUUUUAUGUACUCCCCUCAUUGAUGACGCCCAGCGUUCAAAGCAGCUCCCGUUCCAUGUCCCAUUUCACAUUCACCUCAUCAAAUGUAUUUUCCAACUAUAUAUGCGUAUUGUAGUUCCAUAGAACAUAGAGUGUAACUGGACGUUCCUGAUAGAGAUUGAACUGUGUACUGAUGGCAAUGUUGUAAUGAAUGUUCUGUGCAAUCAAGAGACUCUGCUGGUCCUUCCUUUGAGCUGUGGUUGAAUUGCCGAAAGUGUCUUUUUUUUUUUAAUUAUUUCCUGUGACCAAAAGAUUCUUGUCAAAAGUGUUGCUAUUUGUUUUUGGUUAAUGUGAUGGUGAGAGAGAGAAAGAAAGUUUGUCAGUUCGCUGGCUAACUUUUUUGCAAAAUCACAAGCAACUUUUUGCAGUGAAGGCCACUGGGCAAGAGGUGUAUUUGGCAGAUGGCCCCAUAAAAGAGAACAUCAUGAACGAUUAAAAUCUGAAGUAUUUGGGGAAUGGCCCAAGGGUAUUUCUAUAUGAAGUUGGCUGAUUUGAGAGGAGCAAAUAUGUACUUUAUCCAUUUGAGAAAUAAUAAGCUUAUAUACAUCUUAACUAAUCCCGAGUAUAAUGACCAGGACCUUUUAUUCAGGAAGGACAAAGCUAGUCAGAAUGGCACAAUUUUAAAAAGUUGGUUAAUUGGUGGUCCUUCGAACUCAUGGCAUUUUCUCUUUUUAUUGGCCACUCUGGUUUUCACUUGUUUACCCCUCUCCAUGGAACUAGUUGGUGCACAUAACUUUACAUUACAGCACAAGAGUUGCAUAUUCCUACAUAGGUCUGCUGAUGGUGGACCUGAGCUCUGUGUAUGUAUACGCGCGUGUGUGUGUGUGUGUGUGUGUGUGUGUGUGUGUGUGUGUGUGUGUGUGUGUGUGUGUGUGUGUGUGUGUGUGUGUGUGUGUGUGUGUGUGUGUGUGUGUGUGUGUGUGUGUGUGUGUGUGUGUGUGUGUGUGUGUGUGUGUGUGUGUGUGUGUGUGUGAGAGAGAGAGAUCAUGGCGAUUUUGGUCAGUCGGUGGCCUAAACCUGCACCAUUUUUAGAGAAGGGAAGUCUUAAAAGGACAAAUGUGGAAGACUCUCGCCUGUAAAUCCUUUUGCUUGAUGGUGUGAUCGCUCUUUGGCAACUUUUGUGAUCGUCCAGUUAAUCUUAAUAAACCAUACUGAAUCAGUA